Molecule: messenger RNA, 927 nt
Organism: Humulus lupulus (European hop)
Lineage: Eukaryota; Viridiplantae; Streptophyta; Magnoliopsida; Rosales; Cannabaceae
Product: putative phospholipid:diacylglycerol acyltransferase 2
Exons: 2
Coding region: 1-585 (194 amino acids)
Biological process (GO): lipid metabolic process
Cellular component (GO): cytoplasm
Source: RefSeq, a predicted model, not a curated record
AUGCAACGGGCCGAGGCUCACUUCUCUCAUGGAAUAGCUGAUAAUCUUGAUGAUCCUAAGUACACACACUACAAGUACUGGUCAAAUCCACUUGAAACCAAGUUACCUCAUGCUCCUGAUAUGGAGAUUUACUCUCUCUAUGGAGUUGGAAUCCCUACAGAAAGAUCAUACGUGUAUAAAAUGUCUCCUUCAAGCAAGUGCAAGAGCAUUCCAUUUCGAAUAGAUAGCUCGGCCGAUGGCCAAGCAGACAGCUGCCUAAAGAAUGGAGUAUACUUUGUGGAUGGCGAUGAGAGUGUUCCGGUUUUGAGUGCAGGCUUCAUGUGUGCCAAAGGGUGGCGAGGAAAGACUAGAUUCAACCCGUCCGGCAUAGCUACUUACAUAAGAGAGUACCGACACAAAGCGCCAUCGAGCCUGCUGCAGGGCAGGGGUUUGGAGAGUGGUGCACAUGUUGACAUCAUGGGAAAUGUUGCUUUGAUUGAAGAUGUUUUGAGGGUGGCUGCUGGAGCCAGUGGCAAAGAUAUUGGAGGCGACCGCAUACAUUCGGAUAUCAUGAAAAUGUCUCAGAGAAUAAAUCUUCAGCUGUGAUUAUUAUGAAUGAUAAUCAUCACUAGAAGAUGAUGAUGAAGUUUGAGGAGGGAGUGAAAGAAGUUCCAAUGGACUUUGAGGCUGCUAAUAAUGAGGCUGCUGCUAUGCUGCUCAGAAGAGAAAAAACAAGUGUUCAAAGUGAUCAGAGUAUGAGAAUAGAAAGGCAUAAGUAUUUCACUCUAGCUAGCAAUUCAGUUGGUUUUUUUUAUUUGUAAUUUUCUAUAUAUGAACAAAUUACCAAUGUGCUGUUAGAUUGGCUCAAGCUAACAAAGGAUUUUAUAACUGCUUGUGCAUUUUAAGAUUCUGCUUUUAUUUUAUUAUUUCCCCCUAAAAAUUUGUAUA